Solanum lycopersicum (tomato) is the source of this 873-nucleotide messenger RNA. RefSeq names its product copper transporter 5. NCBI's taxonomy places the organism in Eukaryota, Viridiplantae, Streptophyta, Magnoliopsida, Solanales, Solanaceae. Gene Ontology annotation, cellular component: plasma membrane. Gene Ontology annotation, molecular function: copper ion transmembrane transporter activity. Gene Ontology annotation, biological process: copper ion transmembrane transport. The record is from RefSeq and is a predicted model, not a curated record.
UAGUAGUACAAGUUUAAAAGGAUAGGUAUAAACUGUCCUAAAACGUAUAGUACAAGGUAGUACACAUUACACAAACUAAACCCAAUUCUCCUCUUCUUUCAUCUUAUAUUCUCAUCAUUCUGUCACACCUUAUCAUCAUCGAAUCGAACGAAUCAUAUCAAAAGGCCCAUACUUUGCCCAACGAAUCAACAAAAUACCCAUUUUCUCCGUAAACCCAUCUUCUCCAAGAACCCAAAUCGGCAAGAACUCAAAAUCGGAAAGCAAAAAUGAUGCACAUGACCUUUUAUUGGGGUAAAAAAGUAACCCUUUUGUUCGAUUUCUGGAGAACUGAUUCAUGGGCUAGCUAUGCAAUUACUUUACUUGCUUGUUUUAUCUUCGCCCUAUUUUAUCAGUAUAUGGAAGAUCGUCGUCAACGAUUCAGGAUUAUCUCUGCCAGUUUCAGGAGGAAUUACCCUUCGCCGCCUAGCGCCGCUGUGAAUGCUCCCCUUCUUUACACUUUCCCGACCGUCGGCGGUAAGUGGAACUCGGCGAGAUUCGCUACGGCGAUCGUUUUUGGGAUCAAUUCGGCAAUUGGGUAUAUGCUUAUGUUGGCUGUUAUGUCAUUCAACGGCGGCGUUUUUGUUGCUAUUGUUCUGGGUUUGGCGAUCGGAUAUUUGCUGUUCAGGAUCGGCGAUGAGGAUGAUGUCACCGUUGAUAAUCCUUGUGCCUGUGCUUGAUAGUUAAUGGGUUUGUUUGUUGUAUACUGAUUCAAUGAUAAUGAAAUAUAAUUUCCUUUUUUAUGUAGCAGUAUUGGAUCUCUGUUGAUCUUUCCUAUUUCCUUUCUGUUCUGUUGUAUUUCUUCAUCUCAAUAUAAUUUUACACCUUUUCUGCUUA